Messenger RNA from Chroicocephalus ridibundus (black-headed gull), 1267 nucleotides. It is a transcript of the gene STMND1, whose product is annotated as stathmin domain containing 1. The record is from RefSeq and is a predicted model, not a curated record. The transcript is spliced from 4 exons. Bases 51 to 575 code for a protein of 174 amino acids. Lineage: Eukaryota; Metazoa; Chordata; Aves; Charadriiformes; Laridae.
AUUCCUACUCCCUGGAUUUGCAGCAAGAAGCAGAUGGUCACAGUUUCACCAUGGGCUGCAAUAUUUCUAACAGGGUCGCUGUCGCACAGCUGUCUUCUGAGGAGCUACAGAACAACCAGGAAGCCAAAAGCCAGACUAAAAAUGACAGCAUUGCUGGAACAGAGGCUGUCCCCUCACAGGAUGGGGCAGCUUGGCCAAGGGGCACUUCAGAGGAUGGAGACAAACUUGAAGAUGAGACCAGUGAGGCAGACUCCCAUGAGGAAAGAUUUACAUCUUCUCAGAAAAGCAGCAAUGCACAAAGCACAGAUGCGCUGCUCACCAGCAAGUUUGUCAGUAAAUCGUGGCCCUUACAGGAAACAGAGAGGCAAAAACCAUCAGACAUUCUUGAGGAGCUGAGGAUGCAGGGAAUAAUCAAGAGCCCAAGUACUACUGCCAGGACCGCAGAAAUGUAUGAAAACAAGAGAGACGCCCUGGAAAAGACGCAGAAGAAGCCACCAGCUAUGCUGGAAAAAAUUCAGUUUGGAAACAAGAAAGCGGAUGAUUUUACAGCGAAGGACAAUGAAGACUUCUGCUGAAGCAAAAAAACAGGUCAUCUAAUUCUGCUGUGUACUUUUCCACUGUUUGCUUUAUCACCUAAACCCCUCUAAUUUUUAUAAAUCAAGCUAAUGCAUACAGUUUAUGUACAACCUACUACCAAAACCUGAUUAAUAUCAGCACAGGGGGUCCUAUAUUCAUUUCAUAGAUGCUGGAAGUCCAGGUUUAUUUUUCUGGAAAGCCUGGAAGAUUACUCUAAAAUAUGCAUAAGAGAAGAAACUUCUGGAACAGGUUUGUUGUUUUUUUUUCUCCUAUAGCAAAAGAUGCAUCUUCCACGACCACCAGAAUAAGUUGACUAAAUUCAGUGCUAACUGGAGUAACAUUCAGAUCACAUUUGGGUGGAAAGAUAGAAAGAACUGCUGUAUGUGUUUGACACAUAUCUACUUCCAUCCCUCAUUACAAAGCAUUGGGGUUUUCUGUUAUACGUUAGGGAAGAGGAACUGAAGAAAAUGCCGUAACAUAUCACAUUUUUUCCAGCAACUCUCCACCAAAUUACAGGUAAACAGACUGAAAAGGACUGCCCAAGUUUUGAAAGUCAAGGAGGUACAAACGCCCCUUAGCCCUCACCUUUCGAUGGCAAGCCAAGGGUACUGCUGAAGGAAAUAGCCACAGUAGAAGCCACAAACAAUUAUAGUGAGGACUCCGUCAUCGAGUCGGAUAACUUACAGCUGCA